This is a messenger RNA of Melitaea cinxia (Glanville fritillary), 646 nucleotides long. RefSeq names its product nucleoside diphosphate kinase (gene awd). The coding region runs from base 132 to 593 and encodes 153 amino acids. Gene Ontology annotation, molecular function: nucleoside diphosphate kinase activity. NCBI's taxonomy places the organism in Eukaryota, Metazoa, Arthropoda, Insecta, Lepidoptera, Nymphalidae. The transcript has a single exon. The record is from RefSeq and is a predicted model, not a curated record. Gene Ontology annotation, biological process: GTP biosynthetic process; CTP biosynthetic process; UTP biosynthetic process.
UACGUCAUAUCCUUAUCCUAUAUUUUUUGUCAUUAACCGGCUGCAGCUUUGGUGGCGAUUAUUCCUUUCAUUCUUGUCGUAACGCGUGCUUUGUACAUAACCUGUACCGGUAAAUUUAGAAAUUAUUCAGAAUGGCCGAACAACGUGAAAGAACUUUCAUCAUGGUCAAGCCCGAUGGUGUACAACGAGGUCUUGUUGGAACAAUCAUCGACAGAUUCGAGAAGAAAGGCUUCAAGCUUGUAGCUCUUAAGUUCGUUUGGCCGUCGGAGGAACUUUUACAGAAGCACUACAGUGACCUUGCAUCGCGUCCAUUCUUCCCUGGUCUAGUUAAAUACAUGAGUUCAGGACCCGUUGUACCUAUGGUAUGGGAAGGACUCAACGUUGUGAAAACCGGACGUCAAAUGCUUGGUGCUACCAACCCCGCUGACUCUCUGCCUGGAACCAUCCGUGGUGAUCUCUGUAUCCAAGUUGGCCGCAAUAUAAUUCACGGCUCAGACAGUGUGGAAUCCGCUAAGAAAGAAAUUGGUCUCUGGUUUACCGAAAAGGAAGUCGUCGGAUGGACCCCUGCCAAUGAGAACUGGGUUUAUGAAUAAUUUCUAUAUUUAUUCCAAUGUAAUUAAGUAAACUAAUAAACAGUAAUACAAUU